UGACGCGAGUUUGACGCUCCGUGCGGAAACCUGCGGCGCGCGCGUGGCAGCAGCGGACUGGAGGACAAGCGCGGCAUGUGAAUGAUCCGAUCCGACGCGCCGCUCACAUCGCGACACUGGAGUUUGAAUCCGACGGCCGCUCGACGCGUGUUUACCGAUGCUCGGCGCUGAAGUGGUCAUGUUGAGUGUUUGCGCUCUGCUGCUGCUGGCGGCUCUCGGCUCAGACUCGGACGCACAGAGACCCCAACACGACUCCAACCUGGAGAUCUAUAAGCAUCUGUUCCAGAGCAAGAGGAAGGAUCAGCUGAACGCACUGAAGAACCUGGUGGAGCUCAACGACAUCAACCAGCAGUACAAGAUCAUCGACAUCAUGCUGAAGGGCCUCUUUAAGGUGCUGGAGGACUCCAGAGCCGUUCUUAUAGCCGCUAACAUGCAGCCGGAUGAUCCGUUCCCACUCGACGACAAAAUUAAAGAAGCGUACUCUCACGUGGUGGAGAACACGGCGUUCUUCGGAGAUGUGGCUCUGCGUUUCCCGCGCAUCGUCCAUCACUACUACGAUCGUAACGCGGACUGGAGUCGUCUGCUGCGCUGGGGUCUACGCUUCUGCAACCAGACGGGCGUCUUCAGUGGAGGAGCCCAUCAACACGUGCUCAUGCUGAUGUCACAGGAGCUGGGAAUCACAGGGAAAUCUUUAGACUUCGUCAAUCCGUAUCGCACCGAACGAGACGACGUGCUGCACACGGCCGAGGCCUUCCAGAAGAUUCUCCGCGAGGAAGAGAAGAGGAGGAGGAGGAAGGAGGAGAAGAGGAAAGAGAUCCGGAAAGGGCCGCGGAUCUCUCGCUCUCGCACCGAGUUAUAGAUCUUACUGAAGAUCAACCGUUUACACUCAAUCAGGGAGCCCUGCUGAAUCUGCCACGGGCCUCGACAACGUUUACAGGUUUCAGAACGAGACUGAUUCGCAACACUUGAAUCUGUUUUUAACUCUGUCUGAUUUAGGAGGAUCUUCAUUAGAUUCACUGCUGGUGAUGUGAGUGUGUGUUUAGUGCUAUUGGGUUAAGGGGAGGAGUCAGGGUGGUGGGAGGAGUCUAUGGGGCGAGGUCACUAUAGCGUUUACUGUAGAGUGGGUGGAGUCAGAUUAAUGGGAGAGUUCAAAGUAGUGGGUGUGGUCAAAGUGGGUCUGUGUCUUAGAUGAAGGUAUUUUGAACACUGAUAUUUCGAUAUUUAACACACUUGUUAAGUUUUGAUAAUAUAAAAUAAAAAAUCGAAGUUCUCACAUAUGAAAUUCAGUUGUUUAAAUUCAAUAUAAAUGUUUUAUUUGGGGGUACUUUAUAGUCUAAUAAGAGAAUUGUGGGUAAUCAAUGUCUUUCUGCUUUCUUUAGAAAAUAUUAUUCAUAAAAAAUUGUAUAUUGUGUGUGUGCGUGAAGGAGAGACAGAUGAACUGAGAUCAGAGCUGUACAGCCGUGAGAGAAAGUCUUUAAUGAUGAAUCUGAAUCAAGCUGAUAUCAGUGUGAAUGCGUUUCUGAUUCGCUUCGUUUUCUCCAGCUGCUGAAGUAAGACGAUCAUCUGAAACAGCUUCAGUCUGAGACACUUUCAUAGAGGCUUUAUCAAUCUGUUCAUGUGACUGUUAUUGAAAUCUGUACAGCAUAUGUGGGAGAUUAUUAUCGACAGAAUGAAUAAAGUUUAUUCAACAAACUCUG
Sinocyclocheilus anshuiensis is the source of this 1697-nucleotide messenger RNA. RefSeq names its product coiled-coil domain-containing protein 134-like. The record is from RefSeq and is a predicted model, not a curated record. Bases 158 to 859 code for a protein of 233 amino acids. NCBI's taxonomy places the organism in Eukaryota, Metazoa, Chordata, Actinopteri, Cypriniformes, Cyprinidae. The transcript has 7 exons.